AUGUCUGCAACUCCCGUUGGUACUGGAACUCCUGUUGUUGGUGCUACCCCUGCUGUGAACCCAAAUGCACCGGUUCCAAACAUCAUGACUAAUCAUGCUGAAAGACCUGAAAAAUCUUCUGGUCUGAACUUCAAGAGGUGGCAACAGAAGAUGUUGUUCUACUUGACCACCUUGAACCUGGCUCGGUUCCUAACAGAAACUGCUCCUGUAAUUGCUGAGGGGCAGGCUGAUGCUCAAUCUGUGACUGCAGUGGAUGCAUGGAAGCAUUCAGAAUUUAUGUGCCGCAACUAUGUGUUGAAUGGGCUAACAGAUGCACUUUACAAUGUUUAUUGUAAAGUUGCAACUGCUAAGGAACUAUGGGAGUCGUUGGAAAGGAAGUAUAAGACAGAAGAUGUCGGAACUAAGAAGCAUGUUGUUGCUAAGUUCUUGGAAUACAAAAUGGUUGACUCAAAAUCUGUUAUGAGUCAAGUCCAAGACCUUCAGGUCAUCAUACAUGAUAACAAUGCAAAAGGGAUGGAUCUUAAUGAAUCAUUCCAAGUUGCAUCAAUGUUUGAAAAGCUUCCUCCUGGUUGGAUAGACUUCAAAAAUUACCUUAAGCAUAAGCGAAAGGAGAUGUCUGUGGAGGAACUGGUGGUGCGUCUUCGCAUUGAAGAAGACAAUAGAAUGGCUAUGAAGAAAGGUAGUGAAGUUGAAUCUUCUAAGGUUCAUAUGGUGGAAGCUGAUCAAACUUCCAAAAGCAAAGGCAAGGGACCUCACAAAGGGAAAGCAAAGGGCUAA
This is a messenger RNA of Lactuca sativa (garden lettuce), 777 nucleotides long. The record is from RefSeq and is a predicted model, not a curated record. NCBI's taxonomy places the organism in Eukaryota, Viridiplantae, Streptophyta, Magnoliopsida, Asterales, Asteraceae.